AUGGGAGUGACUAAUCUGUGGCAAAUCCUUGAGCCUGUGAGACAACCUGUCAACUUGAGCAGUCUCAAAGGAAGAACGCUUGCUGUUGAUUUAAGUCUGUGGGUUUGUGAAGCACAGACCGUUAAAAAGAUGAUUGGAGUAGUUACCAAGCCACAUCUGAGAAACCUAUUUUUUCGGUUCUCUUUCUUAACAUCAAUGGGAAUUAAACUAGUGUUUGUCAUGGAAGGAGAGGCCCCCAAGUUGAAAGCAGACACCAUGAGUAAGAGGAAUGAGAUGCGCUAUGGACCUUCAAAGAAAGUUGGAGCUGCAAGAACAGGGAGAUCUUUAUUUAAAGCCAUUUUAAAAGAGUGUCUCCAACUGCUGGAGUGUUUAGGUGUCCCUUGGGUUCAAGCAGCUGGGGAAGCAGAGGCAAUGUGUGCCUACCUAAAUGCAAAAGGACAUGUUGAUGGCUGCAUUACCAAUGAUGGAGAUGUCUUCUUAUAUGGGGCUCAGACAGUUUAUAAGAACUUUGCCAUGAAUGCUAAGGAUCCACUUCUUGACUGUUACACAAUGUCCUCUAUUAAGGAGAAGCUUGGUUGUGACAGAGAGUCUUUGAUUGGGCUAGCUGUUCUUCUGGGUUGUGAUUAUCUUCCAAAGGGCAUUCCAGGAGUUGGGAAAGAACAAGCUUUAAAGUUAAUUGAGACUUUGCGAGGUCAAAACUUAUUGCAAAGGUUUGAGCAAUGGAAAGAACAAUUUCAGUAUGAUAAUAAUCCACCUUUGGUUGCUAAAAGGGUAGCUCACUGUUCUGAGUGCCAUCAUCCAGGAUCUUACAAGGAACAUGAGCACAGUGGAUGUAAAAUCUGUGAAAGCACUAAAUACUGCAAACCCAAUGACUCCAAAUACUGCUGCCCUUGUGAAUGGCAUCAAUUAGAGCGAGUGAAACAAGCAAGUGCAGUGGAGGACAAUAUCAGAAAAAAAGCUAACAGUUGCGAGGGCUUUCCAUUCUCUGAGGUUAUCCAAGAAUUUCUUGUAAACAAGAAUAAAUUGAUCAAGAUAAAGGAAUGCCAAAGGCCAAAUUUAUUGUCCUUUCAGAUAUUUGCUUCUGAGAAGAUGGAAUGGACCAAACAUUACGCUUGUAAGAAACUGUUAGCACUAUUAACACGUUAUGAUAUGGUCCAGAGAAAAUCUGGAUACAUUGAUUCAAAACAACUGCAGGCAAUACGGAUAGUCAAGACACGUGUUAAAAAUGGAAUUCCUUGUUUGGAAAUUGAGUGGCAAAAACCAGAACAUUAUGUUGAUGCAGAAGAUGAGCCUGUAGAGUUGUUUGUAGUCACAGUAGAAGAGGAGUCUUUGUUUCAGGCUGCUUAUCCUGAUGUUGUUGCCCUUUAUAGAGUGGAGAAGUCAGAAGUUCUGAAGAAGAAACAGAAAAACAGGAAAGACAGACCAAAAGAAAAGGAAUUAUCAAAUGUUUAUGAUGAAGUUAGCGAUCUUCUAUCUCAAAUGAAUUUAAAAUCUAGAUGUGGAAUUCUUCCUGUGCAAGACUCCAUGUCAGAUAUAAAAACUCCCCCAGAAGAUGAGAUACACCAGAGAAGUACUGAAUCAAAAGACCUAGUGUUAGCUGCAGUUUCCUGCAAAACAACUGUUCAAAUGCCAGCAUCAGCAGCUGCUCUUCCUCUAAUUGCAUUUCCUUACUCGCUCUUACAGGGUACGUUGGCUGACUCAUCUGUAUUGCCAGCACAAUUUACUAAAAAUUCAGGGAUAUCAUCCUCUUCCUCUGUAACAGCUGGUCUACAACUGAGCAGUAUUGAUUGGGAAGGAACCUUCUUCAGCACUUCACCAGCCCAUGGGGUUGAUACCCACGAUCCAGCAGCUGACUUAGCUACAUGCAUAGAACACUCGCAUCCACUGGGUCAUGAAACAGUAAGAAAUAGCUCAGAAUAUUCUGAUGCUAUGAAGUCUGAUCAACAUCACUGUGAUAGUGCGGAUGAUUUGGUUUCAGAUGAUGCUAUGGAACAACUUCAGAAGUGGUCUUUAAGUGAGCGAAUACUUAAGAAGACUUCCAUUCCAUCAAAGCCUUUGUUGUCUGAAGACGUAAUGCAACUGGAGUCUUUGAAAUGUUUUAAACAAACAAAAGAAACAUUGAAUCCUGAUAAAGAAUAUGUCUCUUCCUUGUGUCAGUUAAAUAAACUAGUGCAGCAAAGUAAAAAUGUGCUAUCAGAAAACUAUGCAAAGGAAUCCAGCGUACACAUUUAUCAAGAUCGGUACAAAAAAGCUGGCAGCCUGGCUGAAAUGAUGCAAAAAGACCAUAAUAUAAGCAGUUCAACAUCUCUAGCCCUUAGUGGGCAAACAGCAGAGAUGCUGCAUCCUGGGUGUGAAAUGCUUCCAGUGUCUGAAAAGCCAGCAGAUGUUGUAACUGGCUGUCACGUUAAAAAAGCUUGUAUUCAAAAUACUUGGAAAACUUCUUUUAAAAAGAGUGUGUGUCAGAACAGAUGUUCUUCUAGUGAAGACAGUGAUGAUGGGAACAUGACUAAAAAUCUGAUUUAUGAGCAGCAGAAAAGGCAACUGAACCCUGGUCAGUUUAAAAAAUGUUUUACAAAGAAAAGGAGUAACAUUACUAGCAAAAGAACAAACAGUGACUCAGCCCUUAUAAUUAAACGGAAGAAGAAAAUGACCAAUUUAAAAAAAGCUGGUAAUAGUUUCUCUUUGAAAGUAUCUCCAAAACCAUCCUCUUUAGGGCAAGUUAAUUGUUCCCAAAGUCCAGAGCAACCAUUUGAGAGGUCAGGUUCUGGUCCCACACAGCAAGCCAAAAGUGCUGUUCUGACUUACGCAUGGGCAGACAGUCCCCUUCCCCUGUCUGAAAGACUAAAAGGAAGAAACAAAAUCAAUUAG
Molecule: messenger RNA, 2868 nt
Organism: Fulmarus glacialis (Northern fulmar)
Lineage: Eukaryota; Metazoa; Chordata; Aves; Procellariiformes; Procellariidae
Gene: GEN1
Product: GEN1 Holliday junction 5' flap endonuclease
Exons: 13
Coding region: 1-2868 (955 amino acids)
Biological process (GO): regulation of DNA-templated transcription
Cellular component (GO): nucleus
Molecular function (GO): four-way junction DNA binding; DNA-binding transcription factor activity; 5'-flap endonuclease activity
Source: RefSeq, a predicted model, not a curated record